UCGUUUUCCAAAAUAGGUGUUUUACUUGUCACUAAUUGGCCAGGGAGGAGGAAGUAACCGGAUGUAGCAAUGCUAGCUGGAUUAGCUAAAUCUCAAAAGAAAAACAUCUUAGAUUUUGUGUAAAAAGAAAGUCUCUGGUUGAUGUCACACAGUCUAGUUUACAGUGCUCUUGUAAAUAUUGCGUCUUCGUGUUUGUUUUGAGCUGCUGUGAGUAUUUCUUGGCGAACUUUCCCGCACAUAAUAUAAAUAGCCUUCCUUAGCAAAGUGAAUGGCCCGUUAGCCACCAUAGGGCUAAACCAGCUAACAACAGGGACUUAAUCGAUGUUUUAAAAUGUUUAUGGUUUAACGCUGCAACACGAGUCCAAACUACUGGGUUUGUGAGACUGUGCAGGGAGGACCACAUCGUCUGUGGACAGUUCCUCCAACCUUAUGGUCCAGGCAGCAGAAAGACAGAAUUUACUGGUUAUAAGACCAGAACCUUGACCUACCAGAACAUGUGAAGGCUGAAGACAAAAACCACAGGUGGUGCGAGGAUGACUGAGAUGAUGAAGGUUGAAACACAUGAACCUGGAGGGCUCAGCUUGGAGCCCCUCCUGCCUGCAGCAACCGUGUCAGAACUGGAGGAGGAAACACAAGACAGCAAAGAUCUCAUUCAUCAGAUUUUGGUGAUUAAAAAGGUUCCCCAGGACUGGAGCUCCAAUGUGGACAAGCAGGACCCAGAGCGCCCUCUUGUAAAGAAGGAAGAGGAGGAGCUGUGGAUCAGACAGGAGGAAGAGCAGCUUACUGUGAAAACUGAAGAUGAAGAGAAACCUCAGUUGUCAGAGCUUCAUCAGAUCAAAACUGAAGACAAUGGAGAUACAGAAGCUCCAAGCAGCAACUUAGUUAAACAGAUAGAAACAGAACUUGAAGAAGAUGACUGUAGGACUCCAGAACCAAACAGGGGCCCAGUUCCAGUAUGUUUCUCUCAACAAAGUAAGAUUGCUCAGAUUGGAGUCCAAACAGGGCACGAACAUUUCAGUUGCAAUAUUUGUGGCAAAAGUUUCAAAAAUUACACGACUUUCAAAAUGCACAUGAUGAUUCACACUGGAAUCAGGGAACAUAGCUGUGAUUUUUGUGGUAAAGGAUUUGAAGAAAAGCGUGCUCUUCAGACACAUAUGAGACUCCACACUGGAGAGAGACCAUUUGCUUGUGAAGAUUGUGGUAAAACGUUUCAUGCAAAAGCUAUUCUUAAGAUGCACCUAAGAGUCCAUUCAGGAGAAAAACCCUUUUCUUGCUAUGUCUGUGGAACAAGAUUUAAAACAAAAGGAACUCUAACAAGGCACGUGAGGAUCCACACCACAGAGAAACCAUUUGUAUGUCAUGUUUGUAGUAAAGCAUUUUCCCUACAACAUCAUCUAAAGAGGCACAUGAGUGUUCACACAGGAGAGAAGCAAUUUAUUUGCGGUGUUUGCAGUGAGGGAUUUUCACAACAAACUCAAUUAAAGAGACACAUGCGUGUUCAUGCACAGGAGAAGUCAUUUAUUUGUAGUGUUUGUAGUAAACGAUUUUUUAAACAAGAUACUCUGGAGAGACACAUGCGUAUUCACACAGGAGAAGACCCAUUUAUAUGUCAUGUUUGCAGUAAGGGAUUUUCAAAACAAGAGACUCUGAGUGGACACAUGCGUGUUCACACGGGAGAGAAAAUGUUUAUUUGUAGUGUGUGUGAUAAAGGAUUUACACGACAACAGAGUCUGAAAAACCACAUGGAGGUUCACACUGCACUGUUUAGCUGUGGCGACUGUAGCAAACGUUUUGUGAAGGAAACACAGUUAAUGCGGCAUGUCAAACUCCACACAGCGGAGAGGCCAUUUAGUUGUGAAGUCUGUAGGAGCAGAUUUAAUAAAAGGCUCCAUCUUGAAAAUCACAUGCGAGUCCAUUCGGGAGAGAAGCCGUUUGUUUGUAGUGUUUGCAGUAAAGCGUUUUCACGACAUGGAAAUUUGACGAGACACAUGGCCGUUCAUGAAGGCUGCAACGCUUGAUAUUGUCAGUUGGUUUGUCAAAUUUUUUUCAAUUAUAAGGAUUUUGUUUGUGAUUUUCUGUGGAGCUCCAUUAGUUUUUCAUUCUGGAUAAAGAAUGAACACCAGAAUAAUAAUGCCUCCAUUAUUAUUUUGUCCACAUUUACAGUUUUAAGCUCAAGAAUUACUUAACUUAAAAAUGAUAAUGCCUUCAUUUUUAUGACAUAAUAAUGAAGACAUUAUUAUUAUUAUUAUUAUUAUUAUUAUUAUUAUUAUUAUAUCAUUUUAAACUUAAAAAAAGA
Messenger RNA from Xiphophorus maculatus (southern platyfish), 2296 nucleotides. RefSeq names its product gastrula zinc finger protein XlCGF57.1-like. Lineage: Eukaryota; Metazoa; Chordata; Actinopteri; Cyprinodontiformes; Poeciliidae. Gene Ontology annotation, biological process: regulation of transcription by RNA polymerase II. The transcript is spliced from 3 exons. The record is from RefSeq and is a predicted model, not a curated record. Bases 534 to 2018 code for a protein of 494 amino acids. Gene Ontology annotation, molecular function: DNA-binding transcription factor activity, RNA polymerase II-specific; RNA polymerase II cis-regulatory region sequence-specific DNA binding.